AUCUGGUGAUAGAACAUAACUGUUUAUAGAUUUUGCUGCGACGAAUUUAAAUUAAUUUAUUAUAGGUACUUUUACAAAAACAUUUCACUAGGAGAUUCAAGCCCGAAUAUUUUCUUGCAAUCAGAAUGUCUGCCGGGACUUCCGCCUGUCGAGUCUGUCUGGCGGUCGACGUGCGUUUAUUAACCAUCGGCGGGUCUCUGCAGUUAGUGUAUGAGAAGAUCACCAGUACUGCACUCCACACGGCUGAUGGGAGACCCGUGGUGGCCUGUUACCUCUGCUUCGCUCAGCUUAACAAGUGUCGCAAGUUGAUGCUCACAUCAGCCCGAGCUGAGAAUGUGCUCAAUGAGAUAUUAGAUAGACAUUCCGAGAUUACUCAACAAUCGGUGACCACGGUCGACCGCCCGGCUCAUGGUCUGAGUUGUGCUCUGAGCUACUCUAGAGCUGAAUGUUUGGACAACAUACCUUGUGUCGCUGUGCAAAUCAAAACCGAACCAGUGUCUGAUGGUGACAAUGACACUGGACACGAGGAAUGCAAUGGAGUGGCUGUCUUCGAUGAUGAUAAAUAUAACUUAAUAACUCUAGCGCAGCAACUACACACAGAAGUAGACAUAAAAGACGAAGAUAUUGGGGAAGACUCUCCGCAGUCAGCUGAAGAGGCCGACAUAUGUGAUGAGGAAUUUGACUCUGAGUUAGAUGACCCUAUAAGUCUGACUCAGCAGUGUGGACAUUAUACAGAGAGGGGCAUUAAAGAAGAAGUCAGCGAGGAAGAUAUCGCUUCAAACGAUACGUCGGGCGCUGACAGACGAGAAACAGCCGACGGAAGUGCAACCAACAGGAAACGGCGCGAGUCUCGACGGGAAUCGACGUCACGGACUGCUCAUAGAUCACACGAGUGUGAUUUGUGUCAUCGACAAUUCAAAUGGAGUUCGAAUCUGUAUAGACACCGUCGAACACACACAGGCGAGAAACCUUACGAAUGCGAAGUGUGCGAGAUGCGGUUCAAACGGAAAGCACAUUUGACAGGUCACCUGAGCAGCCAUUCAGGUGAGAAACACCACGAGUGCGACGUGUGCCAGCGCAGGUUCAAUCGCAAAGAUCAGUUGUCGAAUCAUCUCAGGGUUCACAGCGGCGAGAAACCUUACGAGUGCAACGUGUGUCAUGCCCGUUUUAAUCGAAAAGCUAACUUGAUAAGUCAUCUGAGAGUCCACGUAGGCGAGAAACGUUACGAAUGCAAUGUCUGCCAACGGCGGUUUUACGUCAAAUCGCAUUUGGUACAUCACGUCAGGACCCACACGGGUGAGAAACCUUAUCAGUGUGAAGUUUGCAAGCGGCGGUUCAAGAGGAAAGAUCAUUUGGUUAGUCAUAUCAGAGUGCACAAUGAUCGGGCUAUGUAUGAAUGUAAUGUGUGUCAACGUAAUUUUUAUAAAAAAGGUUUUUUAGUGAGACAUUUUAAGGUUCACACUGGUGAGCCUUCUUUGUGUACGCCAUAGCAACGGUUGCCAUGGAUUUGUUAGUUAAGAAAUAAUGUCAAGAGUUUAUAUUUUAUUGUCAAAUAUUUUUAAUUUUAUUUCCUAUAUACUAUGUCCGCAUGGAAACCCUAUCAAUCCCGCGGGAACUACGGGAUAAAACGUAGCUUAUAUGUUAUUCUGGGUCUUCAGCUACCUACAUACCAAAUUUCAUCGUAAUCGGUUCAGUAGUUUUUGCGUGAAAGAGUAACAAACAUCCAUACUGACAUACAAACUUUCGCAUUUAUAAUAUUAGUAGGAUUAUAGUACCUUUUAAACUGAUUAUUUCUCACCUCUUUCUCACCUUCUGUAGUGAAUAACGUAACGACUAUACUUCGUACAGUGAGAAAUGUUAUCAAUGUAAUAGAAUAGAUUUAUUUUCAAAAUCGGAUACAAGGUAUCACUUUUUGACGUCACAUCGCUUAAAUCUAAUUAUAACUACUACCGCUUCCAAAGCGCAUGUGUAGAAGAAGCCGCGGAACAAACUACACUGCAGCAUUUUCAUCGGAUGUCAUACGGGUAUAGUGAUAAGAGGGUGUUAUUGAAGCACUCAAGAGCUCAUUCAGUUGUUGAGGGAACAGCGGUUUGACCAUGGAUUUCGUAAAAGGCGACUAAUGAAUUUUUUUAUAAACUUGGAAUUCUUAUUUUAAUCGAUGGACUACAAACAUGUCACUAUUUGAAUCUCAAUUCUGUCAUUAAGCUAAACAGCUGAGCGUGGCCUAUCAGAUUUCAACGUUGGUUCUGUCUACCCCGCGAGGGAUAUAGACGUGAUCAUAUGUAUGACCACGUAGUACAAAAGCGAGCAACGUGAUAAACUAAGGUGUUUAACUGCAAUUUUUAAUGACUUAAAUGUGUGAUCGGAAAAGGAAAAGAUGAAAUUUUUAUUUUUAUAAAUUUUACAUUUUUAAUAUUAAAUUUGACUCUUUUUGUGUUAUGUCUAUAAUUAUAUAUACAAUAAGGAAUUAUUAAUUUGUAUCUUUAUACAAUUUAAUGAUAGUAAUAUUCGGGCCAAGUUAAGAAUUGAGUUUCGUUUGGAACUAAGUAAUUAUAGGUUUUUUUAUAGUUGCCACAUAAUAAACCCUGGGUUAUCAA
Amyelois transitella is the source of this 2597-nucleotide messenger RNA. Its product is annotated as zinc finger protein 182. Bases 126 to 1490 code for a protein of 454 amino acids. The record is from RefSeq and is a predicted model, not a curated record. The transcript has 6 exons. Gene Ontology annotation, biological process: regulation of transcription by RNA polymerase II. NCBI's taxonomy places the organism in Eukaryota, Metazoa, Arthropoda, Insecta, Lepidoptera, Pyralidae. Gene Ontology annotation, molecular function: DNA-binding transcription factor activity, RNA polymerase II-specific; zinc ion binding; RNA polymerase II cis-regulatory region sequence-specific DNA binding. Gene Ontology annotation, cellular component: nucleus.